Messenger RNA from Lates calcarifer (barramundi perch), 931 nucleotides. RefSeq lists its product as uncharacterized. The record is from RefSeq and is a predicted model, not a curated record. NCBI's taxonomy places the organism in Eukaryota, Metazoa, Chordata, Actinopteri, Centropomidae. The transcript has a single exon. The annotation marks the transcript as partial.
AGAAGCAGGCACUGUUGAGGGUGAAGGAGAGAUGGAAGCUGUGACAAAGAAUGUGCUCACAGUAAUAGUUCCGGUGCAGGAGGAAGAGUCUGCAGCUUUGGACAUAUGUGCAGAUACAGAGGCCGACAUUCCAGUAGGAGAUGAUACUGAAGAGAAUCUUCGACCAGCUGUGGUGGAUGAGGCAAUGAGCUUGGAAGAGGAAGAAGAACCAGUUGUUGAAACCAGAGGUCUAAGAAGUCUAACAAAGACAGGUACAGCUACAGCAACAUACAAAACACCAAGAAGUGGAAAGCAAGUGGAUGAACAAAAAGCAGAAAACAGUGAAGAUGAAGAAGUAGCAGUGACAACAAGAACACUAAGACAGGGGAGGAUAUCUAACUCUGCCACACCUAAAAGUAAAUCCAGAAGAACUUGUAAACAAAUCAGGGAAGAAGAGCAAAAGGAUGAAGAGGAAUCUAAAAGUGUAGAGGAAACAGCAGUGGGAGAACAAAUGGUAGUCAAUGAAGCUGUUGUAGAAAAGACAAAUGAAGAAAUAGAAGGAAAAAAUGAGGAUAUAGGAGAAAAGGCUAAGGAGGAAGCUGCUGCUGAAAGGGAGGAAAUUUUAGAGUCAGAGGUAGAUGUGCAGGAAGGGGAAGCUUUGGCAGAGGAAGGACAAAAUGUGGACGAGCAUUCAGAGGUCACUCUUGCAGAAAGGGAGGGUUCGGGUGAAGAAUACAAUGAACCAGUCAUGGAGAUUGAGGAAGCAGAACUACCACCAGUUGCUGUAACUAGAUCUUUGAGAAGUGGUGGAAAGACAUCCAAAGCACCAUCAAAAACCAGACCCAGAAGAAGCAAAAAGCAGGAAGAUGAAGAGAAGGAGGAGGGAGGGGCAUCUGACGAACAGAUUGCUGAUGGAAAUGAGUCUCCAGUAGAUACAAGUAUUCUGGAGAAG